Penicillium samsonianum is the source of this 750-nucleotide messenger RNA. RefSeq lists its product as uncharacterized. The record is from RefSeq and is a predicted model, not a curated record. NCBI's taxonomy places the organism in Eukaryota, Fungi, Ascomycota, Eurotiomycetes, Eurotiales, Aspergillaceae. Bases 1 to 750 code for a protein of 249 amino acids. The transcript has a single exon.
AUGGCAUCCGUUUCAUCUUUCCGGUACUCAACUGGCGAGAUCGCCACCGCCGAGGCGGCUAAGUCCUUUUCAUGGGAGGCACCUGUACCGGUGAAUAGUUUCUGGGACAGUUUCAGUUACCCCACUGCCCGAAACUUCCUGGGCAACUUUUCAGAUCCCGAACUGGAACAGCUCGCCAUCGACUCGGUGGGAAUAGACCCCAAUAACACCGCAGACCAGCAAACAAAGCUUCAGCUUCUCCUUCAACUACUCCGGAACAAGUUAGCAAAAGAAGAAGCGGCCACUUCGCCACCUCAGUCACUCCAUGAAGUCGAUUACAAGCGGUGGAAUGGACUGUGGCAGGGAAUAUAUACCCUGGAGAAUGAGUUAGGCCUCCCGCAGGCCGAGGAAACUGUCCGCAUGCUAGUGGAGAAAAGGCCGGACGAGUCGAACGUUGUCCCUCCCCACAUGCUAGCGGAGCACCUCGUUAAGGUUGGCAAAUAUAAGGAAGCGGAGGAAAUUGCGCGGCCGGUUUGCGAGUGGAUGGAUGCUCGUCCACACCUUGGUAAGGCCUCUCCGCAAGCUCUCAGCGCUCGCAGGAUUAUCGCAAGAGCUUUAUGGGGCCAGGGUCCUUCACGACGAUCCGAGGCUGAAGCUUUAGUUGCUGAGAUUGGUGAACUUGUUGCUGGAAUGGGUGGAAGCAGGUUUGACAUUUACCAAGAAGAGGAGGCGAGGCUUAAGAAGGAAUUGGUGGCUGAUCUCCAGGGCUGA